Messenger RNA from Racocetra persica, 209 nucleotides. Lineage: Eukaryota; Fungi; Glomeromycota; Glomeromycetes; Diversisporales; Gigasporaceae. The record is from the annotation of a GenBank genome assembly.
AUGAAAAAUAUAUGAAACGAAUGGCAUUUACCUCCAAUGAAGCUUUCUCCUAUAACAUUCCAUUCGAUAUGAGGUUAGAGGUAUUAUCUUUGCAUUCGUAUGAUGAUCGAAUCAAGGCUCAGGAAGAAGAAUGUAAGAUGAAAAACAGUAUGAUAUUUGAUUUUUAUGAGCAAGAGCUUAAGACUGUAGACUCAUAUGUUAAUGCUUUG